Molecule: messenger RNA, 579 nt
Organism: Cyclospora cayetanensis
Lineage: Eukaryota; Apicomplexa; Conoidasida; Eucoccidiorida; Eimeriidae
Exons: 5
Coding region: 1-579 (192 amino acids)
Source: RefSeq, a predicted model, not a curated record
AUGGGUUCAGUAGUGCAGCCUUCGCGUUUCCUAGACGCGGCCAUGCUGGGCCUCUUCGCCAUGUGCAUCUCUGCGCUUUCGCUGUACAUGUUUGGCGAACUGUGGAACGCCGCACAAGAUCCCAGGUUCAGCAGCUGGAGGGUUGGCUUCAUUUUGCAGAGGCUCUUUCCUUUCAAGAGGACCUUCGACGUGAAUUUGACGCAUAUUCUGCUCUUCACGCUCUCCGUCCUGUUCCUCAGUCUGCGGCCCGAAGCUCCUCCCGAGUGUGAAACUUCCAGCAGCAGCCGCCGCAAGGAGAAGGCGUCCAAGGAGGAGGAAGAGGCUGCCUCGCCUUCUUCCACCUUGCAGAUUGGCACAGAGCAGAACGCACAUGCAGAUGCUGCUGCCGCAGCACGUGCAAAAAAGCGCUGGUUACCAGCAGGAGCGUCUGCAGAGAAGCUGGGGAGGCAGUGCAGUCCUCCUCGCACAAGCAGCGCACAGGCGGCAAAGGGAAGAGUUUGUCGAGUGAACGCAUCAUCUUCUUCCCACCGCACUGCAUGUGAAGAGGGAGGAAUUUCGGAGGGCUGCUGCGCACGGUAG